This is a messenger RNA of Meloidogyne enterolobii, 593 nucleotides long. Lineage: Eukaryota; Metazoa; Nematoda; Chromadorea; Rhabditida; Meloidogynidae. The record is from the annotation of a GenBank genome assembly.
GCCCUGGUCGGAAUGUUUUUGGGUAGGUCAUUUAUAAAUAUUAAGAACAAUAAUGGUCCCAACACCGUCCCUUGUGGGACACCUGUUUUUGGCAGAAAUGGUUCAGAAAAAUGUUCACCUAUUUUUACAGUAUGAGAUCGAUUUGUGAGAAAAUUUGCUAUCCAUCUAAUUGUUAACCUAUCUAUUUUUAUUUCACAUAAUUUUCUUAUAAGUAUUUCGUAAUCUACACUAUCAAAGGCUUUUUCAAAAUCAAAAUAAAUGACGUCUGUGCCUAACUUCCUAUCAAGUGAGUUGUACCAAUCUUGCAUUGAUGAUAAAAGUUGGAGUGUACAAGAGCUUUUAGGUAAAAACCCAAAUUGCUCUUCAGCUAUUAUUUUAUGCUUGUUAAGGUGUUCUAGUGUGUUAUUCGCUAUCAGACGCUCAAAAAUUCUACAGAUUGGGGAUGUUAAUGCGAUUGGUCUAUAAUUUUUAGGAUCGUUUAAGGAACCCUUCUUUUUAUAUAUAGGCAGAAUGUGUGCUUUUUUCCAUAAUUCAGGAACAAUUCCGGUUUUAAACGUAUUGUUAUAUAAGAUUGAGAGUGGGAGAGCCAAGGG